AUGGCGGAAUACGUCUCCGUCACCUUCGAAGAAAUCGAUGGCAACGAGUGGGUGCCAUGCAAGUGCUGCCGCUUCAACAAAGGCACUGACUUACCCAUCCCCGCGAGUCUCAGCGAUGAGGACAUCGAGCGCGCCACGAAACGCUUCUCCGCGUCCAUCUUCAAAGACUGGACGAAAUUGAACGCGAUUGUGAAGCGAUACGAGGGCACGAUCCAGAAGCGAUGGAUCAAAAAGAGCGUGACCCAGCGCCGGCAAAUUCUUCUUGGCGCCUGGCCCAACAUGUCCGCCGGGCAUCGUCCCGAUUUCAAGAACUUGCGCUCCAACAAGAAGCGGGUCCCAUGCCUUCCAGAGGCGUACUUGUGGCCAUACAUCAACCUUGAGGAUCUCCUGAAACGCAAUCUCCUGCUUCUCUUCAUCAAAUCCCGUGGUCGCAACUUGCCCGACACUUUUCGACUGGCGGACGUCAACGCAGCACAUCUUGGUAGCGGCUGGGAUCGAGGGUUUGACUUCGCCGACGUUUUUGAGGACUAUUGUUGCUCAGAGCACUAUCUCGAAGACCAUGACGAAGACGAUGCCGGUAUGCUGUUCGAGGACAGGCACUCUCCACAGCGUUACGGCAAGCUUAUCAAGCAUCACGCGAUAUCGCUGAAGACCUCCCAGUACAAGUUUUUGCGACGCUCAAACGAAGGCCUCCUCUCGCUCGAACUCCUUCAACGCACGUACGAAUUUCUGCUCGAAUGUGUCAAGUUGAUUUUGCACGACAUACGCCCAACGAUGUUCUUCUUGGCGCCUUCAAUUCCGGAGCCAACGAAGAUGCCAGGGUCGCCCGGGCCGGAUGAGUACCCGUCGAUGAGUGCUCACUCCCUGGAAGCCCCGUAUCGUGUUCCCCAAAUGCUUGAUCUCAAGCGACUGAAGAUGCUGGUCGACAGUCGCUGCGAAACAUCGGAGGAUCAUAUUUGGCUUCUCAAAGAGGAUCCGGGAUAUUUCGCGGCAACUCUACGAGAAUAUCGUGAGCAUGACGGGGAGACUGAAUUUGGCUGUCGUAGCGACUGGCAGACCGCCCUCAACAAGAUGUUGACCAACGCGUAUCUUGUCUUCGUCUUUUGGGAUGAUAUCGCCAAACGGCUGAGCUCGAUGGCCUCAAUUGACGUCCAGCUGGCUCGGGCAAACGACAAGACUGUCCGCUUGGCAAAACAAGACGAAGAGAAAUGGGCCGCUAUGCAUGAGGUACUCACACGACUCAUGAUGAUACCGAUCUCCAUGCUGCACGGAGGACUGCAAACUAGUCCACGGCUCAGGAACAGGUAUAGGUUCGAACUUGAGGAUUCUGCCUCGCCUGCGAGCGGCCGAUGGAUCCUGCAGUUGAAGGCAACUAGCUGCGAGAGACGGCUCGAUACGUUGUUUUUCUCGAUCCACAACCAACACCAGCGCGAGCUGCACGGUCUUCACGGCCUUGUUCAAGAAAUUCAAUACAUGUUUGAGACCGACACCGAAGCAGCAAGUCUCAUAGAUCCAUGGAUUGCAUCUCAGUUCGCAGAUCUGGCACUGGUCUCCGAAAUCAAGUGCAUCGAUGCACUUGCUCCUUGGUUCGACGAGAACAAGGCUACGUUGUUGGCAUGCCGCAACGACGUGGCAAAGACCGUGGAUAAGACGCGGGUUCUGGUGAACAAGAUGCACUAUGGCAUCAGUGCAGCCACGAGCCACAACACCAUCUCGAAGUUCGAGCCGAACGAUCGGGAUAUGACCGACUACCCAGCAGUGGCAGAGAAGCGGCCUACCAAGGCCACUGUCGACCAAAUGGUGCGAGCAGAGAGGAAACUCGAUAUCUUCUGGAAGUCAUUUGAAGCGGUUGUAACACGCUCAGCAGGCAUCAGCCUGACCAAAGUUCUGAAAAAUAGAGCAAGAACCACCCGAGAAAUUCACAGGACGCAGCCUUGGAGUGAGCUCUCAGAAACGCUCUUGACCUCGCCGUCACACGCCGUCCACAGCGACGAUCAAAAGGGGGUUCUCGCUGAGCUGGACGGCAACGUUCAUCACCCGAACUAUCUCGACUUGCCAAUACCGAAGAAGGAAUUCGUGCGAACCCCUGUCAAGAGCAAAGUCAAAACUCAUGGCACACCCGCCGCGCCCGAUCCUCGUCGGAUCUUAGCCGACGAUGAUCUGCGUGAGGUGGCACGAGCUGGAGCACCGCCGGAGAAGGUCACGAUCCCUAAGAGGGCAUUCAAGGUCUUCACGGCACUGCUGCCAUCGCCGUCCGCUGCUGCGCAACAACGUUUCGAAGUACCUUGGGACGACUUGUUGUUCGCAUUCAACGCCAUCGGUCUGCAGCCCGUCAAGUUGUAUGGGAGCGCCUGGACGUUCAACCCCGUACCGAAAGGCGAAGUCGUGGAGACAGAUGCCGGCGUUCAAACUUCCGGCAAGCUGGAUCUGCAGAGAUCCAUCUCUUUCCAUCAGCCGAAGGAAGUUCGCAAGGGUGCCAAAAUCCCCAAAGCCAUGGUCCGAACUUUCGGCAGACGUCUGAAGCAUGCCUACGGAUGGCAAGUUGCUGAGGAUAUCUUCCUGUGUGGUUGA
Messenger RNA from Cercospora beticola, 2571 nucleotides. RefSeq lists its product as uncharacterized. The record is from RefSeq and is a predicted model, not a curated record. Lineage: Eukaryota; Fungi; Ascomycota; Dothideomycetes; Mycosphaerellales; Mycosphaerellaceae.